This is a messenger RNA of Ixodes scapularis (black-legged tick), 571 nucleotides long. Its product is annotated as 1,2-dihydroxy-3-keto-5-methylthiopentene dioxygenase-like. The transcript has 4 exons. Gene Ontology annotation, molecular function: acireductone dioxygenase [iron(II)-requiring] activity. Lineage: Eukaryota; Metazoa; Arthropoda; Arachnida; Ixodida; Ixodidae. The coding region runs from base 1 to 450 and encodes 149 amino acids. The record is from RefSeq and is a predicted model, not a curated record. Gene Ontology annotation, biological process: L-methionine metabolic process.
AUGAGGGCUUGGUACUUGGAUGAGAGCUCCAACACGCUGACGAGCCAGGACUUGGACGAAAUAUUGAACGUAAAGACGUACAACGCUUCCAGCACAGAGGACGGGGAAAGAGAGCUUCAGUCGCUAAUGCAACAACUGGGCUGGUACAAAAAAAGGGACGAGAUAAUGGACCCGAAUAUCAGCAUGGAUAAGAAGACGCUUCAAGCUAUGGGUGGGGAGCACAGACAUCCGGAUAUGGAAGUCCGCUACAUCAAACAGGGUGCUUGCUACUUCGACGUUCGUGAUUCUCAAGACCGGUGGGUUCGGAUUGAAGUGAGCGCAGGAGACCACAUUGUCUUGCCCCCGAAGAUAUAUCACCGCUUUAAUCAAUCAAUGAUCAAGGAGGUAACGGUUAUGUGCAUCAUUGUUCCGGAAGGAUUCACCUACACAGCGGAAUUCAGAGAAACUUGAUCUUGGAGAAUGGGGAGGUGGUGGUACUUUACAGAAACGAUGAAAGUAAAGAUUAAGUUUAGUUUAAAAGAGCACGCGUGCAUUGUAAAAGUGCACAAUAAACAUUCACAUCUUACAUAUA